GAGGAGUUCGAUCUGUCUCUGACGUAUUGCAAUGCCAUCUACCCGACUACGGCUCCACCCGGUUUACGGACACCCAGGUUUGUCAGGUCUCUUGAAUUGUAUUUGGGGGAGGCCGACUCCGAGGGCUACUGUAAGUGGAAGCUUUGGUCGCAGAAUCCGGAGAACGGGGUGCAGGUGGAGCGCCACGAGAUCCAGCACCUCCUGCGUAUGUUUCACCUUCCCGAGGAUGUGGCGGACCAGUUGGUUGUGGGACGACUUGCCACAGAGCCCCAAAACUUCGGGAUGGAUCGGAGCCGCCGAUACUUGGGUCUUGCUCUGCUGGCCUUCUCGCUGGAGCUGUUAUUUUGGAAUUUCUCCUUACCGCUGCCCGGGAGAACAGGUGGGCAAGAGCCUCCGGAGCCCAACCACGAGAACCGCUUCGUCAUCGAUGUGGCCAAUGAGCUCUGGUAUGGAGCGGACGACAUGCUGACUGCCGGGGCCUUCAUGGGUGAUGAGGGUUGGGCCGCCCGUGGCGAGAGCCCUGCUACCCUCGGCUCGGUCGGCAUCUCCCUCAGGAAUGCCGCAGAAGCUCUCCUGCUGGCCGAUUGGUAUGAUUGCUCUGGCGAGUUGGAAGUGGCUGGUGCGGCAGGCGACUACUAUUUCCUGGAGGAGGAUUUCUUCUCCGUGGCGGCUGCCCUGCCCGGCAAUGCUGACUCGGAGGAGGAUUUCGACACCUGGGGCCUCGAGCAGUCCGCACCGACGGCAGAUGCAGCAGUGGCAGCCCUUGGCCGACUCAGCGCCGAGAUGGACUCCUUGGCUGGACGGAUCAAUGUGGAGUCGGUGGCGGGCCAGGCUCUCAGCCGAACGGCGGAGAACUGGCGCAGGGCUGCGAGGCUCUUCCAAGGCAAGCCCGCUGACGAGUCUGAGGAGGAAGAGAGCGCGGACUCUGCGGCUCUGCCCUCCAAAGUUCAAGAGGCUCUGGCUGAGGCGAUGAGUGACACGGAGCGCCAAAGCACGCUUCGCAGGCUUCUAAAAGAGUACCAUCCAGAUCAGAAUCCUGGCGAAGAGGACGACGUCCUUCCUGUCUUCCUCAAACUGCAAGAACUGCGGGAGCGAUCUGGUGACUAA
Molecule: messenger RNA, 1107 nt
Organism: Symbiodinium necroappetens
Lineage: Eukaryota; Dinophyceae; Suessiales; Symbiodiniaceae
Source: the annotation of a GenBank genome assembly